UAUUUAAAUUUCUAGUAUUUCAACAAAUUACCAUGGCCGAAAAUUCAGGAGAUCAAAUGAAAAUCAAUCAAGUAACGCUUUUUACUCCAACGUUAAACGAAAUAAAAAAUGUUAUUACUCCAGCACUUGCUACAAAUUUUGAAGAAAUUGCUGUGGAUGUAGUAGAUUGUCCAGAUUUAACGAAAGUACCAUUUCAAUUAGCAUUUGAAGGGCUUGGUGGACAUCCAAAACUCUUUGAUAUUGGAGGACCACCUUUCCUACUUCCGUCAGUUCAAAGGAAUAAAAUUUAUGAUGUUCAAACAAUUUUGAAGCAAAUCAAUUAUAAUAAUAAGGCUUUUGUUAUUGGAGCAGGUGCUGGUCCUUGGCCACAAUUAUCUCGAAAUUGUGAAAUGAUGAUGAAUGUCGUAAUUGAUUCGGAUGAGAUCAAAAAUCAAACUAAACUAGCAUGGGUCGGAGAUGACAACCAGUGUGUCCUUCAGAAUUGUAAAGAAUCCGACACUAGAUUAGCAUUACUAGCUAAUUUAUUUGUUUCUGAAGGAAAACCAGGAAAAGUUAUAAAAGUUUAUGCUAAAACUCGUACUGGAAAUCUUGAUUUUAUUACAACAAUCCAAAAUGCAUUGUCUGCAAGAUAUAGAGGUAUGGGUGGAACAUUCCUUAUUAAACAAGGAAAAGUUAAGCAACACGUUAUGCCAGAUUUUUCACCAGUACCAUUAAAUAGUGAAAAAUCUCUAAAUGAUUGGCUACAUUUUUAUAAUAUGUCAGCACCAUUAGUUGCCGUUGGAACAUUAGUAUCAGCAGAAAGUAAUUUGGACCUUCGUGUUCAACAUUUCCAUAGUUUCAGUGAUCAUGGUGAGGGUGGUCAUUAUCAUAUCGAUGUAACUCCUGAUACUGUUGAAUAUUUAGGAUACUUUAACAUAGCAGAUUGCUUGUACCGAAUCGAUCAGCCACCUAAAAGUGUUUUAUUUGGUAAAGAUUAG
Messenger RNA from Cotesia congregata, 977 nucleotides. Lineage: Eukaryota; Metazoa; Arthropoda; Insecta; Hymenoptera; Braconidae. The record is from the annotation of a GenBank genome assembly.